CUCAGAUUCACAGAGACGGAACCAAAAUUUUAAGUAUGUCUGUAUAAGAUAUUACCAUCAUAUUAAAUUCAUUCUAUUCGGAUGAAUUGUCGGCAUUGAACAUUGAGACCCCACUUUUGAAUCAACAAAUCCCUCCCAAUCCCUCUGUGUCUCACACUUGUGCAGAUCAACCCAUCAUCUCCCUCUCUCUAUAUUCACAUUGAGAAAAGAGUGAAAUUGUGGUCCUUUCUUUGUGGGUAUUUUCCAAGAUUUAGUAACUAUAUCUGUCAAAUAUGGAUUCCAAGACCCGUCUGGAUUAUGCUUUGUUUCAGCUCACCCCAACAAGAACCAGAUGCGAUCUUGUAAUCUAUGCUAGUAACAAUUCGGAGAAAUUAGCUUCUGGUUUAUUUGAACCUUUUAUUACACAUCUCAAAUCAGCAAAAGAUCAGAUUUCUAAAGGGGGUUAUUCCAUUACUCUUCGUCCUUCACCAACUAAUGCUUCUUGGUUCACCAAAGCCACUUUACAAAGGUUUGUGGGAUUUGUUAGUACUCCUGAGAUUCUUGAGCGAUUUGUAACUAUAGAAAGAGAAAUUACGCAAAUUGAGAGCUCAGUUCAAUCUAAUGAACAAGCUAAUGGCAUUGUCAAUGCUGCAGGAAAUGCAUCAGCUUUUGAUGGAGAUUCCAAAUUCUCUGCUGGUUUUCCAAAGUCCAAAGGUGAAUCUGAUGGUAUUGGUGAAGAAAAUCCCAAGGUUAGUCUUCAACGUGUUCUAGAAAGCAGAAAAGCAGUUCUAAGGAGAGAGCAAGCAAUGGCCUACGCCCGUGCUUUGGUAUCUGGCUUUGAUAUGGAUAACUUGGAUGACCUCAUAUCUUUUGCCAAUGCUUUUGGAGCUCUACGUUUAAGGGAAGCAUGCAUUAAAUUUAUGGAGCUGUGUAACAAAAAGAGAGAUGACGGAAUCUGGAUGGAUGAAGUGGCAGCUCUUCAGGCCUACUCUCCUUCUGAAUUUUCAUAUUUUGGGAGAUCUGGAAUCAUGCUUGCUGCUGAACAUAGUGAUGUUACUCAAGAUAUCAUGAUGAACAAUCAAAACAUCGGUAUCUCCAGCAGAAAACAGAAUGGUUCUAUUGAUGCUUCGACAUCUGAUACCAUAAGUCAUGGAAGUUUAGAUACUAAUCUAGAAAAUGGCUUACCUCCACCAAUCCAAAUGCACUCUACAGAUGGAAAAUCACAGGCAAUAUGGCCUAACAAUAUAUCACCUUACAUACAAAAUUUUCAAAAUCCUGCAUUUCAACAACUGCCACCAUAUCCAGGGUACAUGUUUUCAGGCAUGCAGGUUAAUCCAACUUACUAUCCUGGAAUGCCAUGGCCUGCAAAUGCGGAAGAUUCUAGUCGAGGUCCUGUUCAUGAAUCAGAUUAUAAUUGGAAGAACAGACCACCUUCCAAGAACAAGAAGAAAUAUUCAAAUGGGAGAGGACCUAAUAAUUCAACAGAAGAUGAUAGACAUGAUAGCAACAAUUCAGCCUCUAACUGUGAUUCUGAUGACUAUGAGGAUGAGAAGAAAAGGCAGCUGCCUAUCGACAACCUUCAGAACAAGAAGCAUGGGAAAAGUUCAUCAAGAAAAGUUGUUAUCCGCAACAUAAACUACAUAGCUUCGAAUAGAAAUGAGCAAAGUGACAGCAGCACUGACACUGAUGAUAGUUCUGCCAAUGAGGAUGCAGGUUCCCUCAGAAAGCAGGUAGAAGAAGCAGUUGGAUCAUGGGAGAGGCACCACAACUCAACGUCUCGCAACAAGAAGAAACGAGAUGGAAAGAAGAUAAACAAAAGCGGCAAUAUCUCAAAUGGGGCUUCUAAGGGGGAUACUAAGGAUGAAGUUACCAGAGAAGAAAACAUCGGUAAGAAUUGGGAUAUAUUCCAGAACAUUCUUAUGCAAGAUGCAGAUUCAAGGUCCAAUGACACGGGGUCAAAGAGCUUUGUGGAAGAUGUAGCACCUGCAUCCAAUGUUAGAUCAGAAGGUUUAUUAAAGCAAUGGACUCCAUCAGCCGAUUCUCUUAUUGCGACUGAGAGACAACUAGGACAUGAAGAUAAAGUGCCUCAACAAAACAUUGGGGAAGAAAAAAGUCUUCGACCAGUUAAUAGAAGAGAAAGCACAAAAGAAGAGUUGUUAUUUUCACAUAGAACACAGGAGUCAGAUCGCUAUCCUCGGUCUAUCUUGUCCAAUGGUGCCACUGAAUCAGUUGUCCUUAAGAGCCACAAAGAGGAGGAUUGGUUAGCUGGUAAUCUACUGAAUAAAUCAACACAUCAAGGAGAAAUCUCAUAUCAAAGUAUCUUUGUUGGAGAUUAUGCUUUGGAGACGGGGAAAGAUAAGAAUGGUGUUCUAUUUGAUGACUCCAUUAUGGUUCAAUCCCAUUCAGUUGAUAUCGCGUCUGAUUAUCACCAACAGACAGACAUUUUAAUGGUUUCAGACAUUGUCGGAGCUGAACAAGUUAAGCACAACAUGCCUAAUCAUGUAGUAGAGGAUAAGCUUGUUGCUUCUGAUACAUGUGAACCAAAUGACCUUUUCAUGGUGCUUAAAAGGGCUUCAACUGCUGAGCAAGUUUCAGCUUCUUGGAAUCCUGAAAUAGAUUACGAAAAUGAUGUCUUCUUGUCUGAAACUCUUAAAAUUCACACUGAUGUAAAACCUACUGAUAUGAAGCUUCCACAAAAUGGUGAAGAAACCAAAAAGAUCGGUAAGGACCUUGGACGAAAGGGAGUAAGCAAAGAACCAAAAUCUAAAGCUUCAGUUGGAUCUCUUGGAAGGACCAAAUCUGAGAUAUCUUCACGAAUCAAGAAAUCUCCUUCUGCAAGUAAUAGAACCACAUUGCAAAAGAGCAGAGCUGAGAAGGACGAAGAGACUAGAAAGAGAUUGGAACAAUCACUAUUGCAGCGUCAAAAGAGAAUUGCAGAAAGAAGUGGUACCACUGGUUUUACCAAACCAACUACAAGGAAAAAUGCAAAAGAGUCAGCCACAUCUUCAAAAGUUGGGAAGCCAAAACCUGAGGCUCCAACUGAGGCAACCAAUAGAUUACAUAAACCGGUUUGUAAGAGUUCCACUAUAGAUCGCCUUUCAGCUACAAGGACAGCUAAGGAUCGAUCAAUUGAGCCAAAAACUAGUCCAAGUAGGAAAGCAAGUCAAAAGGAGAAUAAAGUGAUCACUCCAUUACAGAAAUCAGCUGGAAAUGAGAGUAAGAGAGGUCCACGAAAGAUCAAGCCUUCAGAUUCAAAAAGUCAUCAGGUCAAGCCUUCGGAUACAAAAGUUCAUGCAAAAGAUUAUUCUGCAUCUGAUUCUCAGAAGGUAAAAGAUGGUAAGGAUGACAUAAUGUUAAUGUCAAAUGAACACGGAUCUGAACUAAGACCACAGUUCUGUAAUGAGGCUGUUGAUGCUAAGAACACGGAGGAGGUACGCAGCAUAUCAUUAAAUGAGAAGAAGGAUAUACCUUUGCUUUCUGCUGAACAUUUGAAAGAUGAAAAGAAACAAAGCUCUAACAAGGUAAGGUUUGUACUAUCUGAAGUUGAAAGCUCAGCAGCUGUUGAUGAUGUUAUUGGAGUUAGUCCUCAAGUGAAUGGUAAUCCGUCCCCCGUCAAUCCUCUGACUUCCUCUGCUUCCAAAAUGCAUGAGGACAGUAACAUAAAUAUGGAGCCUAAAGAAUGCCAAGAGAUCCUAACUAAUGAAGUCUCUACACCUCCUCCAAAUAAUGAAAUGAACCUCGAGGCAAAUAACGGGAGAAGAAAAUGGAUAACUGAUGAAAGCUCUCUUAAAGUUACCAAAGGAUUCAGAAAACUUCUCUUGUUUGGUCGGAAAAGCUGAAUCCUUCCGUGUGGUCAAGUCAUGGCAUUUGUUGUGUGGCUGCAGAAGCUUAUCGUCCGUCCAUAUCACCUUCUUGAGUGGAAGCAUAGGAAAUAGGAAAUAUACAGAAGCUGCAUGUUUAAGGAACAAUAAGGCAUCAGGUAUUGCUGCAUUGGUGGUUGCUGUGAAUAGGUGAAAUUGUGUGAUGAGUGUUAUGGUUUUUAUUUAAUAAAAACUUGUAUCCUACUCUGUUAUUUGUGAUCUUUUUGCGAUCCUCUUUCUCCUUAUUCUCUGCCUAAAGGAAAGAAGAAAAAGAAAAAGAAAAAGAAAAGAAUCGUUUAAUUUUUAUGAGUGAAACCUACAAUCAUGUAGUCCUCUUUUGUUGUAUAACGUUAUUGUUUGAAUUCAUAUUCUGUUUAUGAAGUUGUCUUUGACUGGUU
Molecule: messenger RNA, 4237 nt
Organism: Nicotiana attenuata
Lineage: Eukaryota; Viridiplantae; Streptophyta; Magnoliopsida; Solanales; Solanaceae
Exons: 9
Coding region: 273-3818 (1181 amino acids)
Biological process (GO): response to light stimulus; positive regulation of DNA-templated transcription
Source: RefSeq, a predicted model, not a curated record